Aspergillus saccharolyticus JOP 1030-1 is the source of this 2513-nucleotide messenger RNA. RefSeq names its product putative MFS monosaccharide transporter. The record is from RefSeq and is a predicted model, not a curated record. NCBI's taxonomy places the organism in Eukaryota, Fungi, Ascomycota, Eurotiomycetes, Eurotiales, Aspergillaceae. Gene Ontology annotation, biological process: transmembrane transport. Bases 17 to 2296 code for a protein of 759 amino acids. The transcript has 3 exons. Gene Ontology annotation, molecular function: transmembrane transporter activity.
UUAGAACCCUACUUUGAUGGCCAUUAAAACAUCCAUCCUUGUCUUCUACCUCACCCUCACACAGGGCGAAAAGAUAUUCCGCUGGGCCACCUACGUCACGCUUUUUGUGGUCAAUGUCGCCGGCCUGGUCCUCACCCUGGUCAAUGUCUUCCAGUGUCGUCCCAUCAGUGCAGCGGUCGCAUAUCCCUUGCCCGAUGGCGCCAAGUGCAUCGAUAUCUUGACCCUCUAUCUUUCCUCCUCACCUGUCAACAUUAUCACCGACCUCGCCAUCCUCUGCUUACCGAAUCCAAUCCUCACGCGAAUGCGCUUGCCACGCAAGCAGAAAAUCAUUAUUGUCAUUACCUUCAGUUUCGGUUUCUUUGUCGCCGUCGUCGAUGUCAUUCGGAUCGCGUACAUUCAGGAUGCUGCGACCUCUCGUCAGAUCGCCCUCAAAGAAGUCCACCUUCAGGGCACUCCGGGUGAAGAUUUGAGUUGGUACGCGGCAUUCUCCUUUAUGUGGUCCGUUAUUGAAGUCAACGUCUCUAUCAUAUGCGCCUGCGUUCCCAGCCUCAAGCCGCUCGUCGCCCGACUGAUACCUAAGCUCAUUCGCGACACUGACGAGAGUUAUCAGACCUCUUCACCGGGCACCCGACCGCUGCCGGCGCUGGCACCUAUUGCGCUUCGCGAAUCUGAACACCGACCUGCUCCACCCAAUGAUAUUGUCAAUUCUAAACCCACCCAGUCAGAUAGUCGAAGCAGUCAAACCGGCAGCGACACACGCGUCAACCUCACCGAAUUCCUGGCCGUUCCACCGCCUCCAUUAGCUCCUGAUGUGACCGACGUGGAGCAGCGCACAAAUACGGUGACUAAUUCCUCCUACCCGCCAAGUAUCACGUUUUUCGAUUUUGUCAAUAUGAAACAGCCCGCGAACAUGCUUAAGCUGAGCAACAAGGAGUCCAUUACGCCGAUUGCGUUCACGACCAUCCUAUUCUUUCUUUGGGGUUUCGCUUACGGAUUGCUCGAUAUGCUAAAUGAGCAAUUCAAGAAAAUAUUGGACCUGGGAGUAUAUCGGUCGUACGGGUUACAUGCGAUUUACUACGGGGGUUAUCUGCUGGGGCCCCCACUCAUAGGACGUCCAGUGCUAAAACAAUGGGGGUUCAAGGCUUCAUUCAUCACGGGUCUCUGCAUCUACGCCUGCGGCUCCCUCAUCUUCUGGCCUUCCGCUGUCUUGACUUCCUAUUCAGCGUUUGCAGUGUCUAAUUUCAUUGUUGGAUUCGGCUUAGCCGUGCUUGAGACCGCCGGCAACCCGUUCAUCGCCCUAUGCGGUCCGCUUGAGAAUUCCGAAAUUCGUCUCAACAUUUCGCAAGGUGUCCAGGCUGUUGGCAGUGUUGUCUCGCCGCUGCUCGCGAAAAAGGUCCUCUUCAAGCAGGUGACCGAUGUAUCCUCGUUGGUGGAUGUGCAGUGGACUUAUCUUGGAAUCGCUCUGUUUGAUGUGAUUCUCGCCUUGGUUUUCUACUAUUUGCCUAUCCCGGAAGCCUCAGAUAGCGAUCUGGAGGAGCUGGCCAAGCGUCGGCGUGCGGACAAUCGCGCUCACGUGGUGGGUUUGCCGGUGGUCUGGGUGACAUUGGGUCUCGGUGUAUGGUCAGUGUUCAUGUACGUCGCAGGACAAGAGGUCUUGUCCAUGAGCUUUGUGCGUUUCGUCGAGGAAGUCCAUCCGAACGGUUCCAUAAGCCCAUUCGAUUUUCUGACCAUCGGUCAUACGGUCUUUGCAGUGGGGCGGUUUCUGGCAGCUUUAUUGCAAUGGUUUCUCAAGCCGCGCUGGAUUCUGCUAUGGUCCUAUGUUGGCAUGAUCGUAUGCGCAGCGUUGUGCAUGCACACAACUGGCCUCAAAGCGGUGGCAAUGGCUGAGCUUGUAUAUCUGUUUGAGAGUGGUGUCUUCAGCAUUAGUUUCGCCAUUGCACUGCGGGGCACGGGACGUCAUACGAAGACAGCCGCCUGUCUGCUGACCAUGGCCAUCGGAGGGGGCGGUAUAUUCCCCUUUGCGCAGUACGCCGCACAAAUGGUGGGUGGCGUGCCCUACUCGUACUGCGUUCUCGUUGCGCUGUCUGCCGCGGGCGCCAUAUUCCCAGUAUAUUUAAACCUGGUGCCGGCGGCCAAGAAACAGGUCGACCCAGUGCCUAACGAACAUCUGCGACAUCCUCGCCGCCGUAGCCGCGGUGUACCACGUGCCAAGGACAAUCCGUCUGUGGGCGGAGUGCUGUCGCGACGGCGCAGCGUGCUUUUGGAUCCGCUGCCAACCGUCCAAUUAACGGAGUGAUUUUUUUUUAUGUAUUUAUCCUUCUUCUUGGGAUAUGCCGCGUGAUACCCAUACGUUGUUUAAUGUUUGUGCUCCUUUGGAUUUAGCAUGGCGUCAGGUUGCAUUCGCAUAUGACAUGGCUUUUUGAUAGCGUCGCGAUCUAGGUGGCAUUGGCAUAUACGCUAGGGUCAUUGAAGUUGCUCGGCACCUGUAUAUACUACUGAAGACAAAUGCCGAC